ACUUGGUUGUACAUGAUGACUACGUGGGGCUCCUGUGGUAAAGUUUCCACAGGCAGCCCAAGAAGAAGGGUAAAUAGGACAGGAAGCGAACGCGAACUGGUACGAAAGAGUGUCGAGCGAAAAAUGGCUUCCGAAGAAGAACUGGCWCGACUAGCAGCUAAAGAACCUAUAAAACCAGGAGGAGACACCGUCUUUGGAAAAAUAAUACGUCACGAAAUCCCGGCAACGUUUUUGUUCGAAGAUGAAAAGUGUAUMGCCAUUGAAGACAUUAAUCCUCAAGCACCUGUUCAUUUUCUUGUCAUUCCUAAGAAGCCUAUUCGUAGUCUUUCAGUAGCAGAAAAUACAGAUGGAGAGCUGUUGGGUCACUGUCUUCUUGUUGCCAAAAAARUUGCUGCCCAAAAGGGAGUUGAUGAAAGUGGCUAUCGAGUGGUCAUUAAUAAUGGUUACCAUGGAUGCCAGUCUGUCCAUCAUAUUCAUUUGCAUGUUAUUGGAGGUCGGCAACUUGGAUGGCCACCUUGUUAGAAGGUAGGCUUGUUAUGAGGUAGUGUGGAUUCUGUAAAGUUCUAGAAARUGCCUGUAGACUUUAAUACUAUAGAUACCUUAGGAUUCAUUUGCAAAAUAAAAAUACCAAAUAAAAUAUGAUUUCUCAGA
This is a messenger RNA of Actinia tenebrosa (Australian red waratah sea anemone), 651 nucleotides long. Its product is annotated as adenosine 5'-monophosphoramidase HINT1. The record is from RefSeq and is a predicted model, not a curated record. Gene Ontology annotation, molecular function: catalytic activity. NCBI's taxonomy places the organism in Eukaryota, Metazoa, Cnidaria, Anthozoa, Actiniaria, Actiniidae.